Tuber aestivum (summer truffle) is the source of this 1509-nucleotide messenger RNA. Lineage: Eukaryota; Fungi; Ascomycota; Pezizomycetes; Pezizales; Tuberaceae. The record is from the annotation of a GenBank genome assembly.
UUGAAGAAAAUUACGCACCUCGGUGCAUGAACCCUUCUGAUAUGACGCAAAGGGGAUUAUCGAGAGGGGGUAAACGGCCAAUUCCGGGUGCAAAUCAGUGCCGUAUAUAAUCCUCCUUUCCCUCCCCAAUUCACCGCUCGUCCUACAAAGGGAUCGAGAUGACGUCUCCAUCCAGAGCAGCAAUUGCUGAAUUCUUCAGAGGCUACAGCUCCCCAAGCUACACCUACGAUCCUACACUCACCAUCAAUGACGAAUUCUCGCGACUGGAGCAAGAGCAGCAGUGGGGGCCCGAGGAGGGGCAUACGCAUCGCAAACUCUUCGACCGUGCCGUCCACUUGGCACACUUCUUCUGGAAGCACGAGUGGGGAGGCUAUGCAUUCCGAGAGGGUGCGGGGUAUGACCACGAGUUCUGGCGACUAUGCCAGAAGAAGGGGUGGGAUGAGGACCGGAUCGGUAGGGCGGUGAACGAAUAUUUAAAGCUCCGAGGUGGCUCGGCCGAAUCCCUCAUGGCUGCCAGGGACACGAUGCCCGAGGAGACGGCACCCCUGGAAGCUGAAGCGAUACCGGAGAUAACAUACCCAGAAGAAGAAGAGGACGCCCAAACGGUACACCCGGACGAUCCUGAAGCUCCUGAAAUGCGGAAUGUCAUCGCCGCGUUUUUCGUCACCCACUCUUCCCCCAAUUACACAUACACCGGCCAAGCCCCCAGAAUCGAAUUUCGGGAGCUAAUCGAGGUCAGAAGGCGAGCCUGGAGAGCUCGUGAUCCGCGCGGGACGUGGCGCCAGGAUUUUCGGGAAACGGAGGAGUUCGAAGCUCUGGAUAGGGGGUAUCACGAAGCGGUAGAGGAGCGUUUCGACGGGCUAUUGGGUAUGAGGGCCGAAGCCACAGAGGGGUACAGAAUGAGGCCAUGGGAGUCUAUCCUAGAGCUAUUCCGAUUGGGAGAUAUUCCCACCUCGAAGACUAAGGCUUCAAAGGUACUGAAUACCACCCCCGGACUCCGGAACCCCCUUUAUGUAUAUGUGCAUCGACUGACACCUACUUUGAAGAUCAUCAAGCAAAUAUACGUUAACAUCUACGAUUUUCUUGAAUUUCUAGAAGAGCCCUAUGAUAGCUCUGCAGGGGAAGGAUACGUCACUGGGGAAGAUGAGUAUAUGAGAGCGUCCAUGCUCUGCCACCCUAGCCGUGCAGAGCUGGCGCAGUACUCUCGCGGGAACGACAAAGUGUUCCCACUAGAAAUGGCGAAGGGGGACGGGACGCUAAAGCUACUCCUACAGCCCCUAUGGGGGGGCCGUGCCGGUGUGGGGAUAGAAGAAUGGGACGAGGAGGAGGAGGAACUAUAAGUUUCCUUUGGGUCGGUAGAGCGUGUGGUGCCCGGUUGGGAGUCUUGACUUGGUCUAGGAUAGAAUUUUCAGGAGGAAAAAGCACUGCUAUGUAGACUACCUUAAACACCCCUCUAUAUUUAUCAUAGGCGAAAGAAUGUUAGGGAUCCGGAGGAGGGAGAGUUAUCAU